GUUGCUAAGGAAAUUACAACCUUGACGACAAGAAGGCGCUGUAAACAGUUAAAAAACACGGUUACAAAUGGAUUAGCAUUAGAACUAAUUUCGCAUUUAAAUUUGACCAGUGUCGCUGAUCAAUGAACUGAUUGACUGUGAUACGCGGAGUACAUUGACUUCUUAUGGCAGAGUUGCAUAUUAUUGGACAGAUCACUGGGGCCAGCGGUUUCCCACAGAGCAGCCUCUUCUGCAAGUGGGGUGUACAUACAGGAGGAGCAUGGAGACUUCUUUCUGGUCUAAAGGAAGGCCAGACUCAAGUGGACAUGCCUCAAACAGGGGAUAUGGCAUACUGGAGUCAUCCCAUUGAUUUGCACUAUACCACUAAGGGCCUACAAGGAUGGCCAAAGCUUCAUCUUCAAGUGUGGCAUCAGGACUCCUUUGGGCGAUGCCAGCUAUAUGGUUAUGGUUAUUGCCAUGUACCGUCAAGCCCAGGACAGCAUCGUCUGCAGUGUGUGACAUGGCGACCACUGGGAUCCUGGCAGGAUCAACUUUCUCAGAUUUUUGUUGGUGGAGGACCACAGCUGCGCUCUCCAGAUCUCAUUUACAGUGGUGCAGACAGAUACAGGCUCCACACUGUUGCCAUGGGAACAGUAGAAUUAGAGCUGUGCAUCAUUCUGCGGCACUUUGAGCGAUAUGGUGUGGAGAGUUGAGAAUGGAUCGUAGAUUGUUACAUAUUUCAGUGCAGAUCAAAGAAGUGUUAUGGAGUGGAUAAAAAGUUUUGUUAUAUUGGAUGGAUGUACUAACAUGGUGUAUGUGAUUAUCAUAAUGCAAAGUUAUAGUGUAUAGGAUGCUAUGAUGAUUAACAAAAUUUGAGUGAGUGCUGAAUUUGUAUGACUGUAUGUGUAUUUUUGACAUCAAGCAUAUACUUUUUUAUUUUUUGUACACUUUUUGUACACUUUGCACAUUUUAUAAAAAUGUAUGUGUGUUUUUUGUUUUGUUUAUAUAGAUGUUUUUUGUCAAUUCAAUUAAACAGUUUUCAA
This is a messenger RNA of Myxocyprinus asiaticus (Chinese sucker), 1022 nucleotides long. It is a transcript of the gene b9d2, whose product is annotated as B9 domain containing 2. The transcript is spliced from 4 exons. NCBI's taxonomy places the organism in Eukaryota, Metazoa, Chordata, Actinopteri, Cypriniformes, Catostomidae. Bases 165 to 692 code for a protein of 175 amino acids. Gene Ontology annotation, cellular component: MKS complex. The record is from RefSeq and is a predicted model, not a curated record. Gene Ontology annotation, biological process: cilium assembly.